AUGAGGCCUGAUGAACACAAGAAAAAGAAAAGUGCACAAUAUAAACAAAAACAUGGUGUGCCAAAAGAUACGAAUGAUGGCAAAGGUACUGGAGGAAAAAAUGAUAAAAUUAAAUUUUCUGGUAAACCUGUAAAAGGUAAAAAUUCUCAAGAUGGAGCUAGUUCAAGUAAAGAAAUACCAUGUAGGCCUUCUUCUAUCAGUAGACCCAGCAAUAAACAAGUUUCAUCUAAUUCGUCAGAUUCAGAGGAAGAUGUUCCAUCUCAAGGUGUAGUUUAUCAGAAGAAAACAUUUUCUAAGCGUAAAAUAGUGAGUAACUGGGAUAGAUAUGAGAUACCUCAUGUUGAUGAAAAUAAAGUGGAAGAAAGCAAAGGAUCUGAUUUUUCAACUGUGUUAAAUCUUACUGGUAGUUCAUUGUCUCAAUUUCGAUUUAAAUCAGAGAAGAAUUUAGAUAAAGAGUUAUCUGACAUAUCAGCUAGUCAGUAUAGUAAUUUAGAUCUACAGGAUUUAUCAACUUGUAUAGAUACUUUACCACUUUAUAAACAGUUAGCCAUAGAUCAACAUCUAUUUACUGAAGAUCAGAUAGAAAAAAUGAACACAGAAUCUAAAGAGAAGUCAAAGGAAUAUAUCUCACAUGUACCUAAACUUCCAUCUCUUAAAGCAAAACCAAUAUCUAACAUCAAUGAUAGAGACUUUGAACUUGAACAUUUAUCUUCUGACAUUGAAAAUAACUUAGAUCUUGGUGCUCAACCUGAAAGUGCUAUUCCCCAAACCGAACUUGCAAAAUCUGUGAUACUAAAACAAACGGCCGCUAUAUGUGAACAAGAAUGUGAACUAGAACAACUUCUUUCCAUGGGAAAUUCUACAAGUACAGAUAUUAUUCAAAAUUUCAAUAUAGUUUCUAAUGGUAGUAUAAUAAAGACUCCUCCUGAUUUGAAAUCCACAGUUUUAAAUGAGACACAGUCAGCAUUACAUAAAGACCAGGGUGCUGUUCCUGGUAUGGAAGACUUAGAAGACUGGUUAGAUAGUGUUUUAGAUACCUAA
Molecule: messenger RNA, 1041 nt
Organism: Lottia gigantea (owl limpet)
Lineage: Eukaryota; Metazoa; Mollusca; Gastropoda; Lottiidae
Exons: 6
Coding region: 1-1041 (346 amino acids)
Biological process (GO): negative regulation of G2/M transition of mitotic cell cycle
Source: RefSeq, a predicted model, not a curated record